AACGCACCCGGCGGUGUACAGUAAGUUUAAUCUCGUCAGUUGAUUUUUGUCUACUUUGAAACCACUUUUGACUGCAGUUUCUAACCUUCUCCGGAAUCAUUCUGCAAAAUUCUUCUGACGCCGCUGUUCGGACAACGUUAUGAUAUACAAUGGAAUACAGCACGCAUGAACAUUAAAGGAAAAUAUAAUUUUUAUCAUCUGUUCUCAUUCCUUUACAUUUCGUUUUCGGUGGAAUCUUUUUAAAUAUUUUUAAUUUCACUGUAAUAUUAUGGCCGUGAAUAAUAGUGAAACCGCAUUAAGCCAUUUAAUGGUCACGCGACUGGAAUUGGACGAAUUAAAGCUCAAUAUCAACGACAUGUUUUUGAUUAUAAAUGGAAUAAUUAUAUCUUUUAUGCAAGUCGGAUUCGCAUGUUUAGAAGCUGGAUUUGUGCAGCCCAAGAACGUGACAAACAUUUUGUUAAAAAACGUAUUGGAUUUAUUUUUCUGUGCGAUUUCGUACUGGUUGUUCGGUUACGGUUUGGCGUACGGUGGCGGUGGUUGCGGAUUCUACGGCAAAGAAUAUUUUGCCGGCGUGGGGUUGCCGGAAACCCAAAACAGCGUAUGGUUCUUCCAGUACGUGUUCGCCGCGACCGCAGCUACGAUAAUAUCCGGAGCCGUGGCUGAAAGAUGCAACUUCAUCGCUUACAUAUUCUACAGUGUAAUCGUAUCAGGAGUAACGUAUCCCAUCAUCUCCCAUUGGGCUUGGUCGCCCGACGGCUGGUUAUAUAAAAUCGGUUAUUUCGAUUACGCCGGGGCCGGGGUCGUGCACUUGUUGGCCGGCACGUGUUCUUUUGUCGGGGCACUAUUCGUGGGCCCGAGGAUUGGACGUUUCAGUUCUGUCAACACAAACGAGUACAACGGACAUUCCAUGCCGCUGGUGGCCACCGGAGCUUUGUUGCUCUUAUCGGGAUUCCUGUCGUUUAACGGUGGCUCCCAGGGGCACAUAACGGAACCCGGAGACGGGGCGACGGUCGCCAGGAGUGUGAUCAACACCAUAUUGGGCGGUAGCGGCUCGGCACUGGUGAUACUGACCUUGGGCAAAUCCGGUCUCAUCGGGGACCCGAGAUGGCCGUUCGCGACCACUAUCAACGCCGUUUUGAUCGGCAUGGUUUCGAUGUGUGGAGGCGCCAAUGAAUACUCUCAUUUAUCAGCGAUACUGAUCGGCAUGAUCAGCUGCGUCGUAUAUUUGGUAUUGCAAUGGCUCAUUCCGUGUUUAAAAGUGGACGAUCCGCUGGAAGCGACUGCUGUUCAUUUUGGAGGUGGAUUGUGGGGAGUGAUAGCUGUGCCGUUGUUCGUAAAAGGAGGAUUUUGGAAUAAUCCCGAUUCGUUGGAAGCUUUAAAAUCACAUCUGAUUGGCGCAGGAUCUAUAAUUGCAUGGUCUGUAGUUAAUAGCACAAUAUUAUUCGGAUUUCUAAAGGUUUUCGAUCUACUUCGGGUAUCUAAAGACAAAGAACUCAUCGGUUUGGAUGUGAGCAUGCAUAAAGAACAAGCGUACCCAGUAGCUGACAUUAGUAUAGAGAAAGAUUACAAAAAUAACAAGACCACUGUCAUCAGGCACGUCUACGACAAUAUGGCCAUGCAGCGUACCCAUUGAAUACAAUGAAAAAUAAGCAGACCUAUACUUAUUUAAUUCGCCGCCUCAUCGUUGUGUGAACGUGUGACCACUUUUGUUACAGAUCAGUAGACCACAACGUGUUUUCCGCAAACACUGGUGUAUAUAGUCAAUCAAUAGUAUAAUUAUAUCAUACUCUGUUGGUACAACAAUACUAUUAACAACAUAUUAUUAUUAUUAAACAUUCGUUGUGUUUUAAAUUCACUCGGUAAAUCGAUAUUUUAAAAAUUGAACAGUCAGUUUUUGAAGUCGAACAUCUAUCGACUUUGAACCGGUUCGUGUACAUCGAUUAAAUGAACGUACUCGUGUACAAUGUGUCUAGUUCAUGUAAAUUUAUAAAAUGUGUGUUUGAUUUUUAUACAUUGACUGGAAUUAAAGUACGCUAAUCGUUUCUAAAAUAAUUUAAAUAAUAAAUUAUUUUGGAAACGAUUAACGUAAA
Molecule: messenger RNA, 2090 nt
Organism: Sipha flava (yellow sugarcane aphid)
Lineage: Eukaryota; Metazoa; Arthropoda; Insecta; Hemiptera; Aphididae
Gene: Amt
Product: putative ammonium transporter 1
Exons: 10
Coding region: 269-1633 (454 amino acids)
Biological process (GO): ammonium transmembrane transport; ammonium homeostasis
Cellular component (GO): membrane
Molecular function (GO): ammonium channel activity
Source: RefSeq, a predicted model, not a curated record